AGGUGAUCGAGAUAACUUCCAUGAAUUAUUAAGGAACGGAAACAAUUUGUCUGCAUUAAAUAUACGGAAAUGCAUCAACGAAAAACAAACGGAUCCACUUUGAGAUAAGCUAGCACCCCGCUGGAAAAAUGCUAACAACCACGAUUACUUUCUGCCGCUUCCGUCCAACGCACUGAAAUGAACUCUUCUAUCGCGGAAGCUCGAUCGGUAGUGAAAACAUUCAUUAAUCACUUCUGGUUGAAUAUAAAAGGCGCUAGUAAAACUGGGAUGGAAUCAUCAACGGCCUGAGAUGAGCUAAAUCCCUGCGAAGUCGGCUCUGCUGACGACGUCGUUAUUAUUGGAAGGCAUUUUGCUUGGAUUAAGUCGGUGAUAUGGAAAGAUCAGACUUUGAUGAACCGAUCUGCGGUUUAAUUCCUUUUCAUGUUCGGCAAUCACGCGGACUUGGAAACCGACAAUGCCAGUGUUGUCUAGUGUUUUCAUCUAUAUAUGUGUGUGUGUGUGUAUGUGUAGAUAAGUUUGUGGUUGGCUAUUUGCUGAUAUGAGUGGCUUACUGGCAUUCAACAGUGUUGGCGGGAUGAGCAAGCGGGACAGUAUCGAGGGCAGGAUGAUAAAGCAAAUCGCACAGUUGAGAAUAAAUUGCCGGAACGAAACCGUUUACCUAUAGAGCCUAGGCUUUGCGGUUGAGGCGUCUGACAGCAACUGUGGCAUUUGAUUGUGGUUUUCCUCCCGGAUUACCGACGCGAAUCAUUCGUUACAUACAAGCGGUGAGGAAGGGGGACAGCAUCAGACGAAAUACGAAACAAACCAAGGGACUAUCGCUGCUAGGAAACUGCGAGAAGCACGUUCGGUCGUGUGUUUGGACGGGGGAAACAUGUUAUGCCAUUAUCGCCUGCUUAUAUGUUUGUCCUGUUUUGUGGCUAAUUGUUGGAGUUCCACUUCGGAGUACCUAAUCAUUCGUCAUGGUCGGUCACGGGUACGCCACUCAAGCGAGAAAGAUCACAUCCGCUGGGGCCUGCAAGUGUUUGAUAAUUUCACUCUUCUGGACUACGACACGGUUGAUGAUUCAAAUGAAACCACCAGCAGCUCUGCCAUCGGUUCAAAAGCGCACAACAGAAUAGAAAAAGGUAACCGCAGUGGUCCCGGAAGUCCUAUUUUAGAAAACGGUAAUAGUUCCGAUACACUUACGAUUCAAUUCAGCGAAUCGGAAGAGUUGGACCGAAUGAUUGACAUCAGCGACUUUGAUAGCAUUUCUAUCGAAACCGGAAACGUGGGACGGCGACAGGCGGCUGUCAACAGUUGGGAAACCAAUCACAUCCUGAACCCACUCUCAGUUGACACGAUGGAUUCAAUACAGCCAUCAACCAGAUUGACACCUGCUGUGACGUCCGUGAUGGCAACACCAACAAAAGGUUCCCAACAGCAGCAGCCAAGAAAAAAGCUUAUCAAAAAAGAAAUAAUGGAAAACAUAAGAAAAACGGUCGAUAAAGGACUGGAAUAUCUCAAAUCUCACAAGAAUUUAGAUGAGGUUAAGAUAGAGCUGAAGUCUUUCCGCUCACACGUGGUUGAUGACAGGCCGGGACAUACUUUAGGAAAAACUUCCAUUGAUGCUGACACGAUGUCGGGUAAAGAUAUUCCCAGUCACGAACGACACGAAGCAAGGCAUGUGGAAGGCAAUCGAAAAGAUUACACCCCAGUGUCAUCGCCUAUUUCAAUUCCCUCCACCAGUGUGACCACGUUGGGUGCCGCAAGCAUAAUACAACCCCUUGUUUUUGUCGGGAACGAGCGCUGGAAAAGUGUCAAUAUACAUAAUGACGAUAGUUUUUUGGUUCCAUCAGCAAAAGCUAUAAAGCGGAAACUGAUUUCCACGGUCAGGGCAGCUACUGCCGGUAGACUCAAUGAUAAUGAUUACGCCAAUGAUUUUCCGCUUGCUAGCGAGGAUAAUUCCGCCACUGAAAAUGUUGCCAAUGAACUAACUCGCCAGCGGGAGCAUCGCGAGAAAAAAACUGAUCCAAUUAAAACAGUAGGAUUGAAUGCUAGGAACAGUGCCGAACUGGAAUUUAAUUACGUCCAGCGGAAAGCAAAAACGUUCGAACCACAUUCCUCAGUAACAUCCCCGGUAAAUAACGGUAGUAGCAAAACGGUGGAGGAGGAGGAGGAGGAGGAUGUCGACGACGAUGGGGAGAAUGGCGACGAUGUGAUAAAUAUUCUCAACGAUACGCCGACAAUGAGCUUCGAGCCAAACGAGGUGGACGUUUCGUCUACGAUGAUUUUUAAUGGUGACCCGUCAGUGUGGGUGUCCGAUGCUGAGGAUCCGAAGGUGGAUGAUGAAUCCAAUUAUAGACCGUCGGAUACAAGCGAGAUUUUCCGCAUGGAGGAAAUCGACUUGAGCGAAUUGGACGAAACCAGUAGGAAUAAUCGACGGAACUUAAUGAAGGGUCGCGAUGUGGUGACCCAAUUUCUACAAAUCGUAGAAAGUCAACAUCUACUUGGAUCCAACUGUACAGCUGGGACUGCUCUCAAUCUCGGCGAGGGUGUAGUUGACCGCUAUGCACAGGAUCGGUUUCGAGUUGAGGCGGAAAUUGCCGUCAACAGAGCGAACAUGCUGACUCGGAUCUUCAAAUUUGCCGCACCCGAAGUGCAAGCGUCGGAACAUCUGCUCCACGCAUCCGUUCUGUCGAUGGUGGAAUUUGACGAUGACAUCUUCGCCGCCGGAAAUUGCUUCGACUGGAACCAGCAUCCGGCGAAGAAGGGGUUGUUCUGCCCGUUCGCCUAUCGGCUGCCAACACCCGACCAGGGAGCUUCCCUGGCCAAGGAUCUGGCGGCCGAGUAUCAUUACUUGGGCAACACAUCGGAGUGGUUUUUCCUCGCCCGAAAGAACGCCGAGAAGGUUAUAUCCCGGAACGAGCAGUAUAUCAAAUCAUUCCACAUCUACUCCAACAACUCGGUACGCCAGGCGGACGAAAUCCUGUCGGUGAAAUACGAGGACGGUCGCUGGUCCAAGCCAUACUACGACUGCGGUGGCGGCAACAUCUGGAUGCUGACGUACACGGUGCCAUUUUUCGGCUUCGAGAACGGAACGUACUUUUUCAAAGGAACAUCCGGCAUCGAUAUUGAUUUGCGGCGCGUGGAUAUCGAUCAGUGCCCGCAGAGGAGUUCUCCUGCCGGAACUCAGCAACCGCUCAACAUUUUCGCCGGAACGGAUAAAUGCAAACAGCGAACGACGGAGUGCACGCCCAUUCCUGGACUAGGCUUCCGUCGUGGAUCCUAUCGGUGCGUGUGCCGAAAAGGGUUCUACUUUCCAGACACCAGUCACGAGCAGAAGUGGUUCAACGGAACGACACUCGAGGAGGAGUAUGAAAAAUUAAUGCUGAACGAAUUCAGCAGCUACAAUGUCCCAGCAUCGUACGAAUGCCUCCAGUGCGCCGAGGGGUGUGAUGCUUGCUUGGACGCCUCACCGUGCGUGGCUGCUCUCAACUGGACAAUGCGCACAGGAAUUCUGGUGCUAGCCUGCACAGUCAUCGGCUUGCUACCACCCGCGGCACUAUUCACUUUUCGCUACCAACAAGUCAAGGUGGUUCGUGCUGCCAGUCCUGCAUUGCUUCGAGUCAUUGCGCUCGGGGCUUUUUGUAUAUACUGCACGUCAAUCGUGAUGUAUCCACCACCCUCACUCUAUACAUGCACUGCCCGAGUUUGGCUACGUGAAAUUGGGUUUUCGUUGACAUACGGUGCGCUGAUGCUGAAAACCUGGAGGAUAUCUGUCAUCUUCCGGGUCCGCUCGGCGAAAGCGGUGAAAAUCACCGAUGCAUAUCUGCUCAAGCGCCUGGGAGUCCUGUGCGGUUUCGUCGGAAUCGCAUUAUUGGUGAGGACACUUGUGGCGCCUCCCGUGGUAAUUGUCGGCCGCACGGCGGACAAUCUAAAGGCCUUCCUCUGCAAAACCGACUGGUGGGAUCAUACCUUCACAUCGAUGGAAGUGCUGUUCCUGGCGUGGGGCGUCCGCUUGUGCAUCAUGGUGCGAAAGGCUCCGUCCGAGUUUAAUGAAAGUCGAUUCAUUUCGAUGGCAAUCUACAACGAAUUCCUUCUGACGUGCUUCCUCAACGUGUCCAUGCUGUUCCUGCAAUCGCCCGCUAAUCCAGAUUUAUUGUACAUCAUAUUUUUCUGCCACACACAGCUUACUGUCACCCUUCUCUUGGGGCUGAUAUUCGGCAGCAAGGUUUACCUCGUGUUCCGGGGCGGUGGUAAGCACCAGGACGACUCAACCGGGCUCGGCAUCAAGCCAUCUGGUGCAAAAUUCAUUAGCCGUACUCACGGACGAACGUUCGCCAAUGCCAGCAGCGUGACGACGUCGACCGCACAACUGGGCGGAAAUGCGGCAAACGAAGGACGCCUAACAGAGGAGGAAGCCACCGAGGAGAUCAAGGAAUUGUACAACCAACUGCAGCGCCUGUACGAUCGGAUUCCUCAACGGGGAGUGGCAGUGGCAACGAUCGCUAGUUUGAUGGAGACAUGCAAAAACCCGUCACUAAAACCUCCUCCACCAACCGGGGGAACCAUGAAAGCAAUCAUGGCUGCCUCGGAAAGCAGAAAACCGAAGUUGGACAAAGGCACCAAUACUAAUACGCUUCCGAACGGGAAAUACGGGAACGGUGCAUUGGAGCCCAACACACGAAUCCUGAUUACGGACGAUUCCGUUCAUAAUGCUCGAUCGAUAGACAGUAGUAACUUCCACUCGGACAUUCUUCAGCUAAAGUGUAUGUGUAGUGACGAUGAGGUGGAGGAUAGAAGGGAAGCAUGUGAGUGUCGUGGUAAUGAAGUGACGUAUUCCUGUAACAAAACCAUUUGUAGUUUUAAGCAUGCUGAUGUCUGUGAUAGUGACCAAGGGCACACGAGGGCAGUUCUAGUGAAGCAAAUCUCGGAACAUGCGUUGACCAGUACAAGCUGUUGCAGCGGAAUAAAUCGGAAUUGUUCCGGCAGUCAGCCAGAAGAAAAGUGUAGUAGUAGUUGUAGUAGUAAUAGAUUCGUCGAAUUGAGAGUGAAAAAUUUCGAAUCAUGUGAUAACCUGUUGCAUCAACAGCAAAAACAGAAACAGACAUUGGCCACAUACGGUGAUAGCGUAGAUAAUCAUUUAAAUCAGCGGCCAACUUCGGGUGGAGGUGGCCUAGUGACGACGGCUUCUUCUCUCAGUGUGGACGAAAACAACUUUAGGAAUGUAAACUUGGAGAACUUUAACAAAUUGUACGCUAGCCACAACAACAAAAUAGAUAGUUUGAAAGAAAAUUUCCUAAUGAGAACUGCACUGACCACCGCACUGCACAAUCUGGAGAACGAGAAUCGAUCACGCAGCAAACGAGUAAACGCGGAAUCGAUACAGCUACCGCCAAUGGUCGACCAAUCACGGCCAUUUUUUUCUUGCUACAGUACCACAAUAGUUACCUCCAGUACCACCACUACGACCACUACAGUAUGUUCCGGUACUGGUAACAACAACUGCAACACACCAACUCCAUCGUGUAGUUCAUCGGGCACACCAACUACGAUAGCAACGUCCUCCUCGAGCGCAAUAGCGCCUAUCCAGAGCGACGCGGAUCCUGAAGCUAACCCGACCAGUUCCUCAGCCACCGGCAGUCAGCAAUUGGGGAAGAAGAAAAAAUCCCCGGAGAAAAGGUUGGUUAUCGAUUUGAACGACAGAUCGAAGUACACCGAAGAGGUUUCCGUUUGAGAUUGCUAGAAUCGGUAGGAUUUUCCGAAACCAAUUGUGAUUCACCAUCCCCGAAACGGGAAGGGUUGGACCAUCGUGGCGAAGAAACUUUCGAAGCUAGUUAAAUUGCUGGUGGAAUUAUCUUUGUAAAUUGUAAGAAUGAAAUUAUUCAAACUUUUCGUUUUUAAAGUAGUUGGUAAAAAAAAUAUUAAACCAAAUCGUUUAACUAGUUCUAGGAUAACGGUAAGUAGAUUAAAUUUGGUUCUUCUACACAUGUUUGACUGAAUCGGAAAUGCUGCAAAUAGUGGAAAACUUUGCUAUUCAACACAUGCUCCUACGAUGGACCGUAAUAUCUUUUUAAUCCGGAUAACAGUAAAUCAUGUCGAUGGGGUCGCAUAAAUCAUACGCACGUACGUCUGGGUAAAUUUGUAUAUAAUCCACAACAGUCAUCAUCGAUAGCAUCUGCCUGCUGUCCGGUAAACGAUUGGAGUUUCAGUUGGUUUCAUUUUUUUUCUCUUUUUAUCAAUCAAUAUUCACAAAGUCACGUCGUCCCGGUCGCACGUAACGCAUCAUUAUCGUAAAUUCCAUCCUUGCCGUUUUGUUGCCCAAAAGGGUGGGUUCCGCACGAUUUUUGCAAAACUCGAACUAAGCAAAAUGUGAAUCGAACCUUGGGGAGUCAUAAAAUAAGAUAAAACACUUCUACUAUAGACAAGUAUUCUCAGUUGCAAAGUGCGCUCACGUCGUUCGUAAAAAUAACAUUUCCUUCUACUAAAUAGCUGUGCUGGGAUAACGGAAGAAUGGAAAAAGUGUCCGGUUUUCGUUUGUAAGCUUAUACCGUAUUUUACAACUUCAACAAGACGAAGAUUCCCACUGUCGCUUCGAGGAAAGCGCAUGACUGCCACUGAAAAUGUCUUCAGCGAGGAGCUUUACAAAGUCUGUCAAUUAAAUUAAUUGCUGUUUUAAGUAUGCUGAUUGCGAUAGAUUUGCAAGUAUGUACACGCGAGAGAACUGUAUGGAACAUGGCAGUCGGAUGACAAUUAAAAUCCUCGGUGGAUUUAUUUAGUUUGGAUUGAAAAAAGAAAAAAAAAACUUUCACAUCCGGGGACACAAAGCCUACUGCAAACUCAGAAUCGGUUUCUUAAUAUCCAGUUGAUCUUUUGUCGUUUACUGGCUGAACGUAUAUAUAAAAGCAAACGAGCUAUCCAAUCGUAUAUUAUUGUUUUCGAAUUGAUAUGGAAAUAAGGUCAAAGCCGAUGAUUCCGUUUACUUUCUCGGUCUUGUUGGCUUCGUCCGUAUCGGAUGCCAUAAAGAGACGACAAAAUUAGUAUGCACUGGCUCGCCGUUUAUUUUCAAUUACCACAGCUUAUUGUUCUAUCGGUAUCUUUACUAACUAUACCGUUCAUUGUGUCUCGUGUCUCACAUUUCAAGGGGUUCUUCAAAAGCUUGAGGCUUUCCAGUCUCGGCAGCCAACAAUUCUGCUGGUUGAAGACACUAACUGAUGUUCAGAGUUUCUACAAUCAAAUCUAUAUUAGAUAGGUUAGGUUGGUCGGUCGGUUGGGGAAACAGCGAUGAAGGGUUACGUGUGCCACCAGCUAGGGUAGACGAGCCCUUAUUCGAAGUAAUACAAUGAAAAAUCUGGCCUGCAAAAUUUAAAAUACUCCCGUUUGAGUGAAGUGAGAAGUCGAGUGCAACGCACCCUUAUUCAUCCCACCAUUUAAGCUUAUGCGUUGAGCAGAGAUAGCAGACACUGCUUUCACUAAUGUGCUUGAAUGAGUGGGAUAAAUAUUGGUACUAAGAUGAAUUGGGGAACAGGUACCCUAACAAACAUUUCACCAGGUGCUGCUGAGUUUCAUGUAGAGUCGUUAGUACCUAUACAAAAUAUGAUACUAAUCGUUUGCGUGUAUGGCCUCUCAAACGUUUUAAAGCUUUAUGGAAACUACAUCACGUUACCAUUUUAAAAGCAUGAUUCCUUGUCAAACACUGUUUAUUUCACGCUGCAACAAUGAUUGAAGCUCCAUAUCUUGAAUAGAGGUAUCAGUUUAUUAGUCUGUGACUUUUGGACUUGUACAGUGCGAAAGACCACAAAGCCAAGGACUGCAGAGUAGCUAAGGCGAAGAGUGUGAACUAUGUUAGAAUGAAUGCAGCCGAGCCUAGUCUGCCACCGAGGAAACAAACGUGAGUCACGCCGCGUGAAGCUUGGAUUGUCCACUUUAUUUAAGGCACCCGAAGAUGGCUAGAUCGAGGAUUGAUUACUCGUAAUUACCCGCAAUAAUGUGGUUGUUCGCAAAGGAAACCACCGACUCUGAUUCGCCAGGUAAAAAAAAAACUUGAGACUAUAUCUUCACGAAGCUGAUACUGCAAUCACAUGUGCAUACUGAAGUACUGCUCGUGAGUUUCUGUACCUCAAAGUGUUUUUAAUGUGUAAAAUAUUCAUCUUACUCCCGUUAGGAUCGAAGGUUGCUUCCCGCAUUAAUCUCCUGGACGGUGUUGUGUUGGUUUGAAAAAUUAUCGAGAUAAAUCGAAUAUUUUGUGCAAUAAAUCUGCUCAAUUUGUGAUGUUGUUUACAACGCCGCUACUUGUGUGUAGUUUUCCACAAAAUUGAAUGCGCUCGCUGCGCCAUCUGCACGCGAAUGGCGUGUUUCCCACACUCUAAUUUGUGUGCCACAGCGAGACGAGAUCACAAAACCCGGACAUGGGGCGCAUGGAAAGCAACCAUGAAUUCCAGUUGCUAGUCAUGCGAUUCCUCCGCACUUGUGUUCCUGGUUAUCAGUUCUGGGUCUAUCUGAGCCGCCUCGACCCGAGCCAUACAGUGGAGGAGAUUGUUGCUAUUGCCCAAGAAUGCCUAGGAAUAAACGACAAAUCGAAAGCAAUAUUGGGUCAUAAAAAAUACCGAUAUCACGAAACUCGACUUCAUUUCAUUCCGAGUUGAGCUUCCGAGCGAACUAAACGACACUGCACUCAAAGUGUGUUCUUGCCCACUAGAGCACUCAUUCGUGAAUUCUAUUUCGAGCGGUCAAAACAUUCGUUAAUGGGAUAGCUGUAUUCACUGCUGCUUGUGGAGUGAAGAAAAGGUCUUCCAAACUUCCUACUGCGGCAAGUAUCCAUCCAUUCUGAAUAAUUCAAGCGCUGGAAAGCAGCGUCGUAUCAGCACCAUAUGCCGGCGAACCGCAGCUGUUUACAAGAGGCACUUAGUCCCGCUGCAUCCAUAUCUCACGUAAUCUUGUCUCUUCGGUCACUGGGACGCACACUUUCCGUCUGUCGAACCUUUGUUACUGCCAUCAUAAUAGAGCCCUUCCUACCAGCAACAAAAAGCCGUCCCGGUCGGGCGGUAGAGAUGGAACGAGGGGUCUUCUGCAAACCAACCUCAAGCUAAUACAAUGCGUCUCUGAUCUCCUUGCCUCGAAGCAACAGCCUUGGUCAACGACGGGAUAAACUACUGCUAUACUCCCAAAAUGUUGGUGGUAUAAACUCAAUCGUUGAGCAAUACCGCCUUGCAGUCUCCGAUAAGAGUUUCGUAUUCGUCGAAACAUGGUCAUCAUUUGACGCUUUCAGGUAUUCGGCACUAGAUAAGAGGUGUUUCGUUAUGAUCGGAGCCUUAGCAAUAGCCGAAAAUCCACCGAAUAUGGCGUAUUAGUAGCAGUCGAUAAUUGUCGAGAACAUUUUUUGGGUUUGGCUAGAGCAGGUUUGCAUGAUUAUCUAGCUUUGCGACCGUAAGUUGUACUUGUGUGCGUCGUAUGCAGCUCAGUUUUUACUAUCCUCGAAGACGCUAAUGCAGUUCGUGACAUCUUGGUACUAGGAGAUUUUAAUCUUCCUAGUAUUUCAUGGAAAUCAUCCCCAACGGAUUUCUUUAUUAGGAUUCGAGCCAUUCCGUUCUCCACCCAAGUGUAGCGAGACUACUUGACAGCUAUAGCUCAGCUACGUUACGACAAAUCUCGAUCUUUGUUUUGCUAGCGAUCAGGCUUCCGCCACAUCAAUAGUGAUGGCUCCCUCUAGUAAAACCAGUGGCACAUCAUCCUCCAUUGAUCGCCACGAUUAAUAGGUUUGUGGUGCAUGAUUUCGAAAUUUCUUUCUGUCUCCUGCGACUUCCGUAAAGCCGACCAUCGCAGUAUCGCAGACCUUUUGU
Messenger RNA from Topomyia yanbarensis, 9818 nucleotides. RefSeq lists its product as uncharacterized. Gene Ontology annotation, molecular function: G protein-coupled receptor activity. NCBI's taxonomy places the organism in Eukaryota, Metazoa, Arthropoda, Insecta, Diptera, Culicidae. The record is from RefSeq and is a predicted model, not a curated record. The transcript has 15 exons. Gene Ontology annotation, cellular component: membrane. Gene Ontology annotation, biological process: G protein-coupled receptor signaling pathway. The coding region runs from base 872 to 5716 and encodes 1614 amino acids.